AUGUCUGAAGAACUUGACAUUGAGAAAUACCUUGCAACCGAAGCCACUCAGCUACAAAAGGAUCAGGAAGUUGAACGUAUUUUGACAGCCUUUAAAUUAAACCCUUUUGAUAUUCUUGAUCUAAAACCAGACUGUACAGAAAAAGAUGUGAAAAAUGCAUAUCGGAAAAAAUCUUUACUAAUCCACCCGGACAAGACCAAACACCCAAAGGCACAGGAGGCAUUUGCAUUAUUAAAAAAGGCGGAAAUGGAACUAUCUAACGAGAAAUCACGGCAAUUUCUCCUAGCAAUAGUUGAAGAGGCUAAAGUAACCUUGAUCAACGAACAAAAGCUAAAAAUCACUGAUCCAAUUAUUGACACACCACAAUUUAAUUUACAAAUCAAACAAAAAAUUAAAGAGAUAUUAAUAGAACAGGAAUUGCGCCGGCGGAAAUCUCUAAAAAGAGAAUUGGAGGCUCAAGGUCUGGCCGCCAAAAAGGCCGAACAAAUUGAGAAGGAAAAAAAGAGGAAAGCUGAGGAAGAAAAACUGUGGGAAGAAACCAGAGAACAGAGAGUUAACAAUUGGCGAGACUUUCAGACAAAAAAGAGUAGUUCAAAAACAAAAAAGAAAAGGAAUACGGGAAGUGAAUUUAAACCACCAAAAGUUUUGGCCGAAGAUCCCUCCAAACCUUAUAUCAAACGACCUACAAAUAAUUGA
This is a messenger RNA of Acaulospora morrowiae, 696 nucleotides long. The record is from the annotation of a GenBank genome assembly. NCBI's taxonomy places the organism in Eukaryota, Fungi, Glomeromycota, Glomeromycetes, Diversisporales, Acaulosporaceae.